Messenger RNA from Lindgomyces ingoldianus, 1907 nucleotides. RefSeq lists its product as uncharacterized. The transcript has 3 exons. NCBI's taxonomy places the organism in Eukaryota, Fungi, Ascomycota, Dothideomycetes, Pleosporales, Lindgomycetaceae. The record is from RefSeq and is a predicted model, not a curated record. The coding region runs from base 1 to 1566 and encodes 521 amino acids.
AUGACAGCCUCACUCUCGUUUCCACAACUUUCGCUUGAUCUUCCUAACUCUCGAAUGAGCGUGGACUUUUCGAAAUUCGCAACAGAUUUCAGCGCUAUAACAACUGGGGAGCCUGAAAGAUAUAGGGCGCCUUUAAGUUUGGACAGGAUACAUCCUCCGUCAUAUCACGACAAUGAACGACGCGCAAACCCUUACGGACCCUCUUUACCUCAGGUCACGGAGGUGGGAGAGGUAAAUACAAUCCCUCUUUCUCGACCGAGCUCAUUCAGAUGGAGAUGGUACCCGUUGUCAAGAACCGUGUCGAACGCAUCGACAGCCUCAAACACAACUACAGCUGUCUCUUCAACUUUCUCCAACCUUCGAUAUCAUCGCGCCGGACUAGAUCAUGUAAACCUCAAGCAAGUCUUGAACCACCCGAUCUUCUUAGUUUCUCAAGAUUUCCGGAAGGCCACACUCGAGAUCAUUCAUACAAGAUGUCAGUUUGUUAUCGAUCUCCAUAGUAUCUACUACACCAAUGUAAGAUCUACCGUCGAUGCCAAUCUAAAGAAACAUCAAAAGUUCUGGAUGUAUGGCACACCACAAAUGGCCAAAAGUUCUCUCCGAAGCCUCUCCAAACUGCACAUACGGCUCCCUGUUCCAAGUACCGAGGCAGGUGUCCGACGCGGCCGAGACGAGAAGAAUUGGAUGGAUGGCAGUGACGGGAAGGGUGGGGGUGGCUAUCGAGUCAAGAGCCUGAAAAAAGAACAAGAAGAUGCCUUAGAAAUCCAGAAAUGUCUCACGGCUAUCGUAAAUAUGGUCAUGGCAUCGCGAGACGUCUUCCUUGAAGCUCCACCCCUCACUCGAAGCCUCAGUACAUUAUCAUCUCUUCGUCGCAAGCGCAGCACUAGAAUUGAAAGAAGUAAAAGCGCUCAAGAUUUUCGCCCUAGAACGGAACUGAUUGAGGACCUGAGCGGCGUGCGGAAGCCGCUGAAACGCCUGGAGAUUGUGUUUGUCAAGCGAAGUCCGUCGGCUUUGGUGUUGCAGGAAGUGUUAGGUUUUGUGCGGGAAUUGAGAGCUGUGCCGGUCACGGGUUUCUCAAACUAUUACUUUGAACUUAAUGGUCAAAUGAUUAUUUGGGCAACAAAGCGGAGAAAGCGAUGGCAAGGGUUUGAACCAGACGGGAAUAGGCUUCUCAACGAUUUACAAAGACUCACGGUCCCUGAGAAACCUAUCGAACCAUUAAGCUCUCCGAAGGAGUUCAAAUAUGUAGGAGUGGAUAAGAAGAGUCAGCAGCUUCGACUCCUGGACUCUGCGAUCCGGAAGAGUGCGAUUGUACUUGAGGGACCGAAGGUUCCGGAGAAGGAUUUUCCUCCCCCACCGCCAAUCCCUGAACGCUCUGUUCGCCGAAAACUAUUGCCUCGAGCGGAGGCAAAGCUGAGGAGGAGAGUGGAUAGUUUCGCGUUAAUAAUGGAGGAGGGAAUGACUGAACUAGGGUCGAUCGGGACGGUGACGACCGGGCAUGUUAACCCGCCUACAAUUGAAGAUUUGCAAAAGAUUGCGAGGGAUAUUAAGGAGGGGAAUUACUAAUAAUGGGCUAAUGUGCUAUGGCUGAAAGGAGGAAUCUUUUCAGAUAAUAUGUUGACACUCUCUGGAAGUAUAAUCAAACCUGCUCAUCCAUAUAAUUGCCUCAUACCGAAUCCAUAACUUGACUCGCCACCUUUUUUGGCUAGUGUCCACACCACACAUUCUUAAAGCAUUCUACACCAUCGUUGCCACUGUAUCUAAAAUGUGAACUCUGUACUCCUUCUCCCCUCUCUCUCGGCAUACUACGUUGCGCUCAAAUUCGUACAAAACGUGCUCACGGCCUACGCGCCCUGAUUCACAACAGCGUCUACCAUCGGAUUGAAAGUCUAAGCGCCGAAUUCCGU